GCUGCGGGUGUGCGAGCAGCGCGCUCCCGCCGUCCGGGUCGCCAUCUUUUUCCCCCUCCGUCCGUCUGUCUGCCGUUGGCUUUGUCCGUCUGCAGCGCCGCCCCCUCGACUCCCCGCCACCGGCUCAGCCCGGAGCCGUCCUCCGCCCGCCGGGCCCGGUCCCGGAGAGCCCGGCCCAGCCGGCCCGAAGCUGCAGCCCGGGGCCCAUUGUCCGGCGGUCCGUCUGUCCGGAGGCGGGGCCCAGGGAGCCGGAGCGCUGGAGAGUGCCGAGGCUCCGGAUACGCAUCCCGUGGACCCAGGCGAGUUCGCUUUGCUCCUGGAAACCGCGCCAGAGCUGGAGGUUAGCACCUUGCAAGGAGAUACUAAUAUAUCCAGUUGUGAAACUGGGAAAGGCCAGAGUUCUUGGAUCAGGGAAACAUGUCCCGUCGGAAACAGACAAAUCCAAAUAAAGUUCACUGGGAUCAAGUAUUUGCUGGGCUAGAAGAGCAAGCCCGCCAGGCGAUGAUGAAAACUGAUUUUCCUGGAGACCUUGGCAGUCAGCGACAAGCUAUUCAACAACUAAGAGAUCAGGACUCCAGUAGCAGUGACAGUGAGGGUGAUGAAGAGGAGACCACACAAGAUGAAGUCUCUUCCCACACAUCAGAGGAAGAUGGCGGGGUGGUGAAAGUGGAAAAAGAGUUAGAAAAUGCAGAGCAGCCUGUUGGUGGUGGGAACGAAGUAGUAGAGCAUGAGGUCACAGAGAACUUGAAUUCUGACCCCUUGCUUGAACUCUGCCAGUGUCCUCUCUGCCAGCUGGACUGUGGGAGUCGGGACCAGCUUAUCGCUCAUGUGUAUCAGCACACUGCAGCAGUGGUGAGCGCCAAGAGCUACAUGUGUCCUGUCUGUGGACGGGCCCUUAGCUCCCCAGGGUCAUUGGGUCGCCACCUCCUAAUCCACUCGGAGGACCAGCGGUCUAACUGUGCUGUGUGUGGAGCCCGUUUCACCAGCCAUGCCACUUUUAACAGUGAGAAACUUCCUGAAGUACUUAAUAUGGAAUCCCUACCCCCGCUCCACAGUGAGGGCCCCUCCAGUGCUGAGGGGAAGGACGUUGCAUUUAGUCCUCCAGUGUACCCGGCUGGAAUUCUGCUUGUGUGCAACAACUGUGCUGCCUACCGUAAGCUACUGGAAGCCCAGACUCCCAGUGUACGAAAGUGGGCCCUGCGUCGACAGAAUGAGCCUUUGGAAGUACGGCUACAGCGGCUAGAACGAGAGCGCACAGCCAAGAAAAGUCGGCGGGACAAUGAGACCCCAGAGGAGCGAGAGGUGAGGCGAAUGAGGGACCGUGAAGCCAAGCGCCUGCAGCGCAUGCAGGAGACAGAUGAGCAGCGAGCACGCCGGCUGCAGCGAGAUCGAGAGGCCAUGAGACUAAAGCGAGCCAAUGAAACCCCAGAGAAGCGGCAGGCCCGGCUCAUCCGAGAGCGAGAGGCUAAACGACUCAAGAGGAGGCUGGAGAAAAUGGACAUGAUGUUGAGAGCUCAGUUUGGUCAGGACCCUUCAGCCAUGGCAGCCUUAGCAGCUGAAAUGAACUUUUUCCAACUGCCUGUGAGUGGGGUAGAGUUGGACAGCCAGCUUCUGGGGAAGAUGGCCUUUGAAGAGCAGAACAGCAGCUCUCUACACUGAAUCACACCCUCCUGCCUGCCUUCCCCUCUGUCCAGACCCACAAGGAUCAGCCACCCACAAAGCCGUCCUUCCUGCCAGAGGCAGGCCCAGGUUGGCUGCAGGUGGAUUUUUGCACACCUUGCGUGUGGGAGUAGAAUGAUGGGAUCAGGAGGGACCCAGUCAAGGCAGCUUUGGACAAGGGAGCAGGCACUCCAGAGAACUGGACAACUCAGCCCACUGCAGCAGGCUGGGCUUAUUGGGACUACAGGGCCCCAUGGUGACCCAUGAAGUUGUGAGGGCAAAUAAAUUAAUUUUAUCUUUACU
This is a messenger RNA of Castor canadensis (American beaver), 1962 nucleotides long. The record is from RefSeq and is a predicted model, not a curated record. NCBI's taxonomy places the organism in Eukaryota, Metazoa, Chordata, Mammalia, Rodentia, Castoridae.